AUGGGCAAGAGCCCCGUCGUGACUGAUGACGACCUGAGAUACCCGCAGAACUGGCGUGAUGCCGAUGCAGCCAAGUCAGCCAAGGUCGGACACCAGCAAGAUGGCAGGACCGUCUGUCUGCAUUCGCUUGCUGUUUCCCCGAAACUGCACGGCACUGGCAUAGGCAAAAUUACAUUGACCUCGUAUAUCCAGAUCAUAAACGACUCAGGCGUUGCUGACCGGAUCGCCUUGAUCUGCGAGGAUCAUCUCGUGGGGUUUUACAAGAAGUUCGGGUUCAGGGAACUGGGCGCGAGUCAAGUGACCUUCGGAGGCGGCGGCUGGUACGAUAUGGUGAGAGCGCCUCCCGUUGCUUCGUCUAAAGAUGCAGACACCGGAGCAAACUCGCUGACCUCCUCUACGAAGGUUCUCGACCUUGAUGGCCCGGCUCAGAAGGGCUGA
Messenger RNA from Verticillium alfalfae VaMs.102, 438 nucleotides. Its product is annotated as polyamine acetyltransferase. The record is from RefSeq and is a predicted model, not a curated record. Gene Ontology annotation, cellular component: cytoplasm. The coding region runs from base 1 to 438 and encodes 145 amino acids. The transcript has 2 exons. Gene Ontology annotation, molecular function: aralkylamine N-acetyltransferase activity. Lineage: Eukaryota; Fungi; Ascomycota; Sordariomycetes; Glomerellales; Plectosphaerellaceae.